Molecule: messenger RNA, 954 nt
Organism: Vombatus ursinus (common wombat)
Lineage: Eukaryota; Metazoa; Chordata; Mammalia; Diprotodontia; Vombatidae
Product: olfactory receptor 6P1
Exons: 1
Coding region: 1-954 (317 amino acids)
Biological process (GO): G protein-coupled receptor signaling pathway
Cellular component (GO): membrane
Molecular function (GO): G protein-coupled receptor activity; olfactory receptor activity
Source: RefSeq, a predicted model, not a curated record
AUGGGAAAUUGGAGUGGAACCCAUGUAGAGAAAUUCAUCCUGGUGGGCUUUCCCACCUCACAGCCCCUCCAGGUAUUUCUCUUUGUCCUCUUUCUGACCUUCUACCUGAUGACUGUACUGGAGAAUGCUCUCAUUGUGUCCACUAUAUGGCUUACUCCUGCCCUCCACUGCCCUAUGUAUUUUUUCCUGGGCCACCUGUCCUUCUUGGAGAUGUGGUACAUCAAUGUUACUGUCCCUCGGCUACUGGGAGCCUUUCUUACCCAGGAUCUUUGGAUCUCCUUUGUGGGCUGCAUGACCCAACUCUACUUCUUCAUCGCAUUGGCCUGCACUGAGUGUGUCCUCUUAGCUGUCAUGGCUUAUGACCGGUACCUUGCCAUCUGUGAGCCCCUCCGCUAUCCCAGCCUCAUGCCUUCAACUCUAGCUACCCGCCUUGCAACAGCUUCCUGGGGCAGUGGCUUCUUUAGCUCCAUGAUGAAGCUUUUGUUCAUUGCUCGGCAGUCCUAUUGUGGACCCAAUGUCAUCAACCACUUCUUCUGUGACAUAUCUCCUCUCCUCAACCUCACUUGUACAGACAAGGAACAGGCUGAGGUGGUGGAUUUCCUCCUGGCCUUGGUAAUGAUCUUGCUCCCUCUGCUGGCAGUGGCCUCCUCCUAUGUUGCUAUCAUUGUGGCCAUCCUGAGGAUCCCCACUGCCCAGGGAAGGAAGAAGGCCUUUUCAACCUGUGCCUCACACUUGGCAGUGGUUGUUAUCUUCUACUCCUCCACCCUCUUCACAUAUGCUCGACCUCAGGCUAUGUAUUCCUUUAACUACAAUAAAAUCAUAUCUGUAUUAUAUACUGUUAUUGUGCCUCUCCUCAACCCAGCCAUCUACUGCCUGAGGAACAAGGAAGUAAAAGAUGCCCUGAAGAAGGCAGUGCUGGGACGGUGUCACCAUCUUGGGGAUUCCCAAGAUUGA